AUGCUCGUCAAGAUCUCUUGGGCUCUCUGCGCCGCUGCCGCGAUCCAAUCGGUAGCCGCUCGGCCUUUGAGAAGCACAGCGUCAAUGCUCAAGCAGGGAGGAGGUGGUGCCGCCAACUCGACCCGGUAUCACGAUGUUCCCUAUGGACGUUUUGGCCCAGCAGCACGGCAGGCUGGAUCAGGAGUACCUGGGAGCGACGCGAUCAACGAAGACCCCUCGGGCCUGGCGCCUGCACUUGCACCUGGCGUGCAAAACUCGUUAGGCGAAGGAUUCGAUCCGCAGUUCCUCACCAUCACUCGCGAUGGCAAGCCGUUCUACCUGGUGACGGAUGUCGACUUUGGCAUGAAGGUGUUCUUGCGCGCAAGCGACGACCUCAACGACAUCUACCGGAACGAGGGCAAGAUGUUUGCGAUCUACGAGUACUCGAACGUCUCGUAUCCGAAGGGUGUGGGAACCGAAGCUGCCGACAUUGUUCGACUGGGCGAUCGAUACCUGUACACCGUUUCUGCGAUCCAGGACGAUACGAUGCGCAUGCUCAUUUCGGACACCGACGACCCCUUGGGCCAGUAUACCGACCUCGGCCGCGUGCUCGGCCAAGAUGGCGUGGCGCUGCAGGGCUACGAUCCGCACGUGAUCGUACAUCCGAACGGCAACACGUACCUGACAUGGUCGAAUCACGAAUACGUGCAGCUCGUGCAGCUGCAGAACGGUGCGCCUGCUCGUGCGGCGAGUGGCGUGGUGGACCUGGUUUCGUAUGGUGUCAAUACAGAAGCGCCGAGUAGCUGGGUGUACGACAACAAGGUAAACGGCUCGAGCACCCUCAACCUGAUGUACGCCGAGGGCAACUUCUACCAGUCCAACUACAACACGCGGCUGCUCUACAUCGAUGCCGCCGAAGAUCCGCUCGACGUGGGCCGAUGGUACCAGCGCGGACAGCCCAUCCUGGCGUCGGACUCGAGUCAGGGCGUAUACGGACCGGGUAGCGGAAGCUUGUUCACGGGUCCCGAUGGUCAGACGUGGUGUGCGUACGGAGCGUUUGCAUCGCCCGACGGUGCGGACGACGGCAAGAACGAGCGAUACGUUAGGGUGCAGGUGGCGCAAGCUGACGAGAGGGGGGUGUGGCUCCCUACGCAGGUGACCGCCGCCGAGUUGCUAGAUUGA
Moesziomyces antarcticus is the source of this 1161-nucleotide messenger RNA. RefSeq lists its product as uncharacterized. Bases 1 to 1161 code for a protein of 386 amino acids. Gene Ontology annotation, molecular function: hydrolase activity, hydrolyzing O-glycosyl compounds. The transcript has a single exon. NCBI's taxonomy places the organism in Eukaryota, Fungi, Basidiomycota, Ustilaginomycetes, Ustilaginales, Ustilaginaceae. The record is from RefSeq and is a predicted model, not a curated record. Gene Ontology annotation, biological process: carbohydrate metabolic process.